GGGAAUACGCGAGGGGAGCCGGGAGCGAGAGCGAGAGCCGCCGCCGCGAGAGGAAUUCAGAACAAAGAUAAGCCGGACGUGUGCUUUGGUGUGCUUAACUGGUGCUUACGUGACGUGUACCCAUUGACCGAUUCCGUGAUCGGUUCUCUCGGUGCCUAAAUUCCGAAAGAGAGGCUCGCAUUGCGCGUAUCGCCGCUGAAUCUGGGAACGCUGCGACAGGAGUGGAAAGUAUGUUUUCGAUGGUGAUUUGUCAUGAGUAGACCUCGGCUGCUCAUUGCGGCGGCCACAUUGUGGAUUUAUCACGAGGAGUCGUGAGCCGCGGCACCAAAAACGAAUCUUUGCAAGAAGGAAAGCACAAUUGGUUUUGCAAUUCUCAUAAAAAAACAUCACAGAGACUAAUCCUUCGGUGAAAUAGUUACACAUAUACUACUGCACACGUGGGUGCAUAUAUAUAAUUCCAUACGUGCAUUCCUGUGUAUGUAUGACAUAAGUGUAUUACAUAUGCUAACAAAGAUAAUUGAGUGAGCAGACGUUAGCAAAGAUGUAUAACGUUUGCAGCAAUAGCAGCAAAGACAGUGCCUCCAGCCCGGAAUUAGAGCACGAUAUGAUCAUAGAUCUGAACCUGAUGUCGUCGAGCGAAAAAAAGUUACAGCCGUGUCAAUUUAAAUUGCCUAGAACGUCGGUCAAGCAGUAUCCGCGAAAAAAUAAAUAUCUAUUUCAGUACAAAAUGGGUAAAACCUGCCUCGUUGAUUCUGCCAGGAUGGACAUUUGGUUACGAUCGCCAAAUUCGAAUGUGGAUUGUGAUCCUUAUUGUAUAUACAAGCCAAUUGAAAUGUCCAGAUCGGGCAAAAUAAUGAGAGCGCUCAGCUCCACUAACAGUUCCUUUCGUCACGAAUCCGUAGGAAUAAGAAAGUCGCUCAACUUUGACUCGUCCCCGAGUCCAAAGAGGAGCAGUUGCGACGAAAAUUCCAUCAGUUCGAUCAGCGAUACACCUUUGUCCGUACUAACUUUAAGUUCGACCGAUUCACCCGACAAUAAUGUCCCGGUUACAUCCGCGGAAUCUAUCGACGAAAAUCAGAAUAAAACGCCUCAACAAAGUCGGAAAUAUAUCAGGGGGUCGAGCAGUAGAACUGAAAAUGCGUCCGCACCGACGAGAACGGCUUAUUUGAUGUCGUUGCUCGGAAAGGAACGAAAGAAAAGAACCGACAAAAGUAUCGACGAACAUCACGGAGUAUCUCCCUUAUGCUCAUUCACUGGAUCGAAAGGACCCAGCCGUGUUAUAUCUGCGAGUACACCCAGGAAUCUGACUCAGGAAUUUAAUCAGGAAGUAGAUGCUAGGCCACACACACCUGUGAAUAUGAUAAAUGUAAUUCCAGAAAGUUUAAGUGCUAUCAAGAAGAGCCACAAGAAGGAUAAAUCGUAUUGCCAUGAGGAACAAUCUUCUACUCAGCGAAUGGAUAUUUUUGUAAAAAAUGAUGACUUACUUCCACGAACAACGAUAGAAUCUUCGGGAAUAGGUAUGACUGCUGAAACUAGUUCGAGUACCGCUUCCGAAAAUGAAUCUCAGAAGAAGAACAGAAAUAUCAAGAGAACGCUUAUUUACGAUAAACGUUGCGACACUACAUCAGAUUCUGACGACAGUGUACGAAAGGAAUCCACGUCGACGAAGGACGAUUCGUUGGAAAGUGGAUUAGAUCAAAUAGAAAGUGAUAAAACCCAGGAUAUUGAUUCCAACGAUUGUGACGAGAGUAUGCAAGCCAGCAUAUGUUCCACAGAUGAUAACGAUGAAAAGGAAGAUCAUUCCAACGAGAAUGUUUGCAAUGAAGAAGUAAGUCAAUUAUCGUUGCAGAGGGAAUUGUCGGGUGUCAACUUAACGAGUGAUAACAGAAUGGCGUCUCCAGAAUCUAAUCCAAGUAAAUCUCAAAAUGCCGGCAAAGUAGUUACACCCGAGAACGACGUGAACCUGUUAAAGCACGUGUUGACAGAAUCGAUCAAGAAGUCGCACAAAAAGGUGAAACACGGAAAUAGGAGAACGUUAUUCAAGACGAAAGAUCUCGAUCAGAAAGUGGAAUUGACAAAAUCCGAGACGUCACUUGAGGGUAUUUGUGAUAUUGAUCAGGAUGCCGAGAGUCAGACGGCCGAUGCGAUACGCCCAAUCCCGAGCCCGCGGAAUUCCGAGGUCGAUCGACCGAGCACACCCGAAAACGUAAAUUCAAGUAGACUCUUGCUGCUCGAUUUUAAUUCGGUUAAAAAGUCACAUAAAAAGGACAAACAUAGCAAGAGAACGUUCACUUUCAUCGAGCGCCGUGUUUAUCGUAAGAGAAGAAAUGAUUCGCUACGAAGAAGCAGAUACGAGGAGGAAAACAUUGGCAGAAGCUUGCGCGAGUCUCUCGAAUCGAAGGAAUCUCCCGGUACGAUGCCGCUGAAGAAGAGGCAGAAGUCAGUUCCUGAACGCAAUGUUCCUGAACGAAUGUUCCUGCAGAGUAGUACGCCUAAGACGUUAAGUGCCUUCAUGCCUUUGGCAUGCGAAAAUGUAAAUGACUUUAAGAUUUUUACUCCUAUUAAAAAGCAGCGCCCCGUUACGAAUUCCGCGGACGAGACGUCACUGGAAGACGAUGAAUCCGCGCAGGCGGCGUCGAAGGAAAUUGACUGCUUCAGAUGCGAGACGCCCGUCGCACGUGGCUUCAGAGGAGGCCUGAGGAAGAACGAGGAUCCUGCAUCGGAACGCGAUAACGUUGAAAGAUCGGGGACCGAUGUGAGCCCACAGGCGGCGGACGCUGCAAAUCCGAAGGACAAGAACGAAGGUAGAUCGACUCCGAUAAAUAUGUCGACGACGGAGUUGCUGUGCAACAUCGACUCUAUUAAGAAGUCGCACAAGAAGGACAAGCACAGUCUCAGCAGGAGGCCGAUUUUGAAGAAGAAACGACGGUCGUACAUUGUCGACGAGAGCGGACAUGUCAGUUUUGCGAGUGACGAGAGGAUGUUGGAGGGACCUGCAACUUCAUCCCUGAAGCAUCGCGGAGACAAUUGCUGCGCCGACGAAGAGAUGUGCGGUACUAUGCGCGAAAAGGAAAAGGAUAAGAGUUAUAAAGAGGCCGCUUACGACGAUUCUCAACCAUCUACGAGUCGAGAAGCGGAUAACAUGGAGAAUGCGCAAAACACCACGAAAUCCAAGUUUCUGACUGCGACACCUCCGAACAGCUUGAGAGCCAUGAAUCUGAUCAAACUGCAGUAUACGACUUCGAUUAAAAAGUCUCAUAAAAAGGAACGCGACAUCAAUGCACAAACCAAGUACAUCUUGAUGAGCCAGGAACACGAGUUGUCCGACGACGGAUCGAUAUUCGACGAAGAGGAUAGAGCGAAUUCUAUUGAAAAUGAUAAUAACGCCGAGACAAUAUAAUAGAUGAACUAAUGUAAGGUCUAUUAGACGAUGAUAUUAUCAUGAUAAGAAAGCAUACAAUACGCAAGAUGCCUUAAUAGCAGAUGCAACGACAUUUUCAAUAAGGACUUUUUCUGAUGGAUCUUCAAAUUGAUAUUUUUGAUAAUAUUUUUCAAUUAUCAGUGUUAGAUGUCUUCAACGGUAAAUUCCGAAUUUAACUUAGAAAUUAUGAUUUAGAAUUAUCUUUGCUUUUCCCGCGCACAGAGGAAAUGUUAACUCGCGAAGAAUUUUUUUGUUUCUAACGCAAAGAUUAUUGAAAUCUUGUUGGACUAGAGUGUUGGAUGUUUUUUUUUUGUUUAAGUAGAACGAGUACUAAUAUUAAUAAAUAUUAACUACAAUUAAACUAUCGUGAUCAUGUUCUUUGUGUACUCUUUUUAAAAAAAUUUAGACGGUUAACUGAACGAAAGCUAUUUUUAUAAAGUGUAGCUGAUUAUUCUAGAAUUUAGAAUUCUGUUCAAGCUAAUUCAAUUGAAUGAUUAAACGAGAUGCGACGUUCGUAAGACAGAUUGAUUGGUUUUGUUCUUGCUUCGAAUGAUUCGAGCUAAAUUUCGCAAGUAUCUUAACGGAAGUAUCUUCUGCGAAAAAAAAAAAUGCGAUAUCCGAUAAUUUAGGACAGUAUGCUUAAGACAACAAUAUCUUUCUAUGCUCGAACUCUCUU
Wasmannia auropunctata (little fire ant) is the source of this 4097-nucleotide messenger RNA. Its product is annotated as dentin sialophosphoprotein-like. Lineage: Eukaryota; Metazoa; Arthropoda; Insecta; Hymenoptera; Formicidae. Bases 542 to 3400 code for a protein of 952 amino acids. The transcript has 3 exons. The record is from RefSeq and is a predicted model, not a curated record.